GGUCCAAUUAAAUUUUAAUUAAUAUGGGGUUAAACUUUUCUAUAUUGGAGAGUGCUCUCCAAAAUUGGAGAGUAGCCAUCGAUAAUGGAAGAGUAUAUCACGGUUUUUUCCAUGUGUGUGUGUGUUUGUUUACAAUUUUGAAUUUUGUGAUAAUCAAAAGUAUCAAAGUUUUAAUUUCAUAUUUAUUGAAUCAUGGGCAAAAAACAACAUCAAAAAGAUAAAUUAUAUUUGACGGCCACCGAAUGGCGAACAUUAUAUGGCGGUAGACGUGCCAAUGAUGAAUAUCAUACACAUCAAGAAGGUUUAGAAUUUAAACGUUUACCAUAUGAUCAUUGUUCAUUAUCAUUACAACCAUUUCGUGAUCCAUAUUGUACAAAUAAUGGCGUUAUAUAUGAUCUAACAAGUAUUGUUCCAUUUAUCAAAAAACAUGGUAUCGAUCCAUGCACAGGUGAAAAGAUUGAACUGAAACAAUUGAUUAAAUUGAAUUUUCAUAAAAAUACAGAAAAUCGUCAUCAUUGUCCAGUAUUGUUUAAAGUAUUUAAUGAAAAUACUCACAUUGUUGCCAUUAAAACUACAGGAAAUGUUUUUAGCUAUGAAGCUGUUGAACAAUUGAAUUUGAAAACAAAUCACUUAUUCGAUUUGAUCACAGAUCAACCAUUUACUAAAAAAGAUAUUAUCGAAAUUCAAAAUCCGCUUGAUUUGAAAAAAUUUAAUAUCAAUGAUUUUUAUUAUGUUAAAAAUAAUUUAAACGUUUCGGAUGAUAAUGAUGAAAAAUCAAAUCUUCGUACAAUCAAUCCUGAAACAAGAGAAACAUUAAAAGAAUUGAGCACUAAAGAAGAAAAUGAAUUUCUUAAGAAUUUAUCCCAAGAAGCGCAAUCAUCGAAAUCGAUAUCUAAAGCAAAGACAGAUAAAUUCAAUGCAGCACAUUAUUCAACUGGUCAUGCUGCCGCAUCAUUUACAUCGACAGUUAUGCCGGUCGUAUCAACUGUUGAAGCUGCCCAAAUGGAUCAAUACGAAAUUCGUUAUCAAUUUGUCAAGAAAAAAGGUUAUGUUCGUUUGGUUACUAAUUUUGGUAAUCUAAAUUUGGAAUUGUAUUGCGAUAAAGUGCCACGUACAUGUGAUAAUUUUAUUCAACUUUGUCGUCGUGGUUAUUAUGACAAUUGUCGAUUUCAUCGAUUGAUUAAAAAUUUUAUGCUUCAAGGUGGUGAUCCAACAGGCACCGGUAAAGGUGGUGAAUCAGCUUUUGGCAAAUGUUUUGAAGAUGAAUUCUGCAAAUUAUAUUCACAUGAAGGAAGAGGUGUAUUAAGCAUGGCUAAUAAUGGACCAAAUACAAAUAAAUCACAGUUUUUCAUAACAUUUCGUUCAUGUAAAUAUCUUGAUAAUAAACAUACAAUUUUUGGACGAUUAGUUGGCGGAAUGGAUGUAUUGAAUAAGAUUGAAUCAAUAAAAACGGAUGCCAAAACUGAUCGACCAUUAGAAGAUAUUAUUAUACUGAAGACAAUGAUAUUUGUUGAUCCAUAUAAAGAAGCCGAAGAAUUGAUUGAAAAUGAACGAAAACAAGACGAGAAAAAACAGCUACAAUCAUCAUCUAAAAUGAAAAAGAAAGAUGAUAUACCGAAAAAAUUACGUAAAGGUGUUGGUGCAUUCAUUAAUUUAAAUGCCAUCGAUAACAAUGAUAACGAAGACGAGACAAAUAUUCCCAAAAAGAUUUUAAAAUCUAAAACAACAAUAAAAUCAACAUUUGGAGAUUUUAAAAAUUGGUAAUCACUUUAUUUGAAUUAUUUUUCAAUUAUUUCUGUACAAUUUAUUAAAAAUGAA
Molecule: messenger RNA, 1818 nt
Organism: Dermatophagoides pteronyssinus (European house dust mite)
Lineage: Eukaryota; Metazoa; Arthropoda; Arachnida; Sarcoptiformes; Pyroglyphidae
Product: RING-type E3 ubiquitin-protein ligase PPIL2
Biological process (GO): protein polyubiquitination; protein folding; protein peptidyl-prolyl isomerization
Cellular component (GO): catalytic step 2 spliceosome
Molecular function (GO): peptidyl-prolyl cis-trans isomerase activity; ubiquitin protein ligase activity
Source: RefSeq, a predicted model, not a curated record